Messenger RNA from Leopardus geoffroyi (Geoffroy's cat), 1915 nucleotides. RefSeq names its product carbohydrate sulfotransferase 12 (gene CHST12). Gene Ontology annotation, cellular component: membrane. Gene Ontology annotation, molecular function: sulfotransferase activity. The record is from RefSeq and is a predicted model, not a curated record. The transcript has 2 exons. Bases 312 to 1556 code for a protein of 414 amino acids. Gene Ontology annotation, biological process: carbohydrate biosynthetic process; proteoglycan biosynthetic process. Lineage: Eukaryota; Metazoa; Chordata; Mammalia; Carnivora; Felidae.
CGCCUCCGAGGCUGUGGGUUUCAGAAUUUGGGUAGUGAGAGCGCGGGUGGAGAGAGAGAUGUGCACACCCACCCCGAGGCCCGCUGUUGUGAAGUUUCAGGGCUCUGGGGCAGAGGACUGUGCUGGCUUCUAGAAAAAAGAGUAAACACAGGCCACCAAGAGGGCAUCACAAACGGAGCAGGGUGCUUGGGGGACCCGUCCGCAGCAACCUCAGAAGGUGGAAAGCAGGGUCCCGAGAGCAGCGCCCCUCCUCCAUGAAGCUGCCGUGAAAGCUCCCGGGUGAGAGGGCCCGCGGCCCGUCCGCGAACAGAAUGACCAAAACCCGGCUCUUCCGCCUGUGGCUGGUCUUGGGGUCCGUGUUCAUGGUCCUCCUGAUCAUUGUGUACUGGGACAACGUGGGCACGGCCCACUUCUACCUGCACACUUCCUUCCCCAGGCCGCGCCCCACCCCCGCGCAGGGGGCAGAGAAGGAGUUCACGGCCGACGUGGACGCGUUUUUGCAGAAGCUGCUUAGCGGCGGCCUGAAGCAGAGCGCCCCCUCCGGUCGAAGGACGGAGCAGCCCUCGGUGCAGGCCUCGGGCAGGCCCGUGCUGAGCAACGCGGAGGAGAGCGUGCGGGGCUACGACUGGUCCGCCCGCGACGCCCAGCAGGGCCCGGACCCCGGCGGGCGGCAGGCCGAGCGGCGGAGCGUGCUCCGGGGGCUCUGCGCCAACGCCAGCUUCGUGUUCCCCACCAAGGAGCGCUCGUUCGACGACAUCCCCAACUACGAGCUGAACCACCUGAUCGUGGACGACCGCCACGGCGUCAUCUACUGCUACGUGCCCAAGGUGGCCUGCACCAACUGGAAACGCGUCAUGAUCGUGCUGAGCGAGAGCCUCCUGGACCGGGGCGCCCCCUACCGCGACCCGCUGGACAUCCCGCGGGAGUACGUCCACAACUCCAGCACCCACCUGACCUUCAACAAGUUCUGGCGCCGCUACGGCAAGUUCUCCCGCCACCUCAUGAAGAUCAAGCUCAAGAAGUACACCAAGUUCCUGUUCGUGCGGGACCCCUUCGUGCGCCUCAUCUCCGCCUUCCGCAGCAAGUUCCAGCUGGAGAACGAGGAGUUCUACCGCAAGUUCGCCGUGCCCAUGCUCACCAUGUACGCCAACCGCACCGGCCUGCCCUCCUCCGUCAGCGAGGCCUUCAGCGCGGGCCUCAAGGUGUCCUUCGCCAACUUCAUCCAGUACCUGCUGGACCCGCGCACCGAGAAGCUGGCGCCCUUCAACGAGCACUGGAGGCAGGUGCACCGGCUCUGCCACCCCUGCCAGAUCGACUACGACUUUGUGGGCAAGCUGGAGACGCUGGACCAGGACGCCGCCCAGCUGCUGCGGCUUCUCAAGGUGGACAAGCUCCUGCACUUCCCCCCGAGCUACCGGAACAGGACCGCCAGCAGCUGGGAGGAGGGCUGGUUCGCCCCCAUCCCCCUGGCCUGGAGGCAGCAGCUGUACAAACUCUACGAGGCCGAUUUCGUCCUGUUCGGCUACCCGAAGCCCGAAAACCUGCUCAGAGACUGAGGGCGGCGGGGACAGUCCCGAACGCCGGAACCGACCGGGCUCACGUCAUCUGCCGUCCCGCGGCCGUCUUCCUGAGGGAGCAGCGAUGGGCUCCCGCGUGGAUUUUUUCACGGCCCCGUUUCCCUGCCGGCCCGACACGGCGGGGUUCCCCAGCGCUCCCGCCAACGAGGAGGCCGGAGACCGUCCCCACACUCCAGUUUUUUAAAUAACCUACGAUUUUGCAAUCUAGACGUACCGUUUACUCCACUGCCUAUAUUCAUUGAGUACUGUGUUAAUAUUGUUUUCUAAGAUUAAUAUAUUUGAGAUAUUUAAUAUGAAAAGUGCAGAAAGGAAGGAUGGAGUAAAUGUUACACCUGCUU